Molecule: messenger RNA, 3385 nt
Organism: Coturnix japonica (Japanese quail)
Lineage: Eukaryota; Metazoa; Chordata; Aves; Galliformes; Phasianidae
Gene: MICU3
Product: mitochondrial calcium uptake 3
Biological process (GO): mitochondrial calcium ion homeostasis; calcium import into the mitochondrion
Cellular component (GO): uniplex complex
Molecular function (GO): calcium ion binding
Source: RefSeq, a predicted model, not a curated record
CCGGGGCGGAGCGGCGGCCAUGGCCGCCCUGCGUACCCUUCUGCGGUGGCGCCGCCGCUUGGGCUCCGCACCGAGCGCCCCUCCGGCGCGGCGGCUGUGGGCCGGCGGCGGGGCCGGGUCGGCCGGGCCGAGGAGGUGGCGGCGGGAGCUGGGCUGGGCGGCGGGGGCCGCUCUCUCCGGCUACGCGGGCUAUCAGCUGUCCGAGCGGCGGCGGGAGCUCUCCCGGCAGCCGGCGGCCGCCGAGGCGGGCGGAGCUCGCGGGCUGCUCCCCAUCCCCGUGGCGGCCGCUGCCAAGGAGACGGUCACAGAAAACAGAUCAGACCUUGAAGAUUUGCACCUUUAUGCGACACCUCGGGAGCAACGGUUUCGCAUGUUUGCCAGUUUAGAAUUUGAAGGCCAGCUUUAUAUGACUCCAUAUGACUUCAUUCAGGCUGUCACAAGUGAUGAACCAAAACGUGCUAAAAAGUGGCGAUCCCUUUCCAAGCAGGAAUUGAAUCAGAUCCUUAUGGAGACACCACCAGUUUGGAAAGGCUCAUCCAAACUUUUCCGUAACCUCAAUGAGAAAGGUGUGAUAUCUUACACAGAAUAUUUAUUCCUCUUAUGUAUUUUAACAAAGCCACAUGCAGGUUUUAGAAUUGCUUUCAAUAUGUUUGACACUGAUGGCAAUGAAAUGGUGGACAAAAAGGAGUUCUUAGUGCUACAGGAGAUCUUCAGGAAAAAAAAUGAGAAGAGAGAAAGGAAAGGAGAUGAAGAAAAGCGUGCAAUGUUGCGUCUUCAACUUUAUGGAUAUCAUGCUCCUACUAACAGUGUUCUUAAAACAGAAGGAGAGGACCAUGUCCCCAGAAGCUACUGGGAUACUUUGAGGCGUAGCACAAGCCAAGCUCUCUUUUCAGACCUUGCGGAGCGUGGUGAUGAUAUUGCAAGUUCACUGUCUGACACAACACUGCUUGUCCACUUUUUUGGCAAGAAAGGAAAAGCUGAACUGAACUUUGAAGAUUUUUAUAGAUUUAUGGAUAACCUGCAAACUGAGGUUCUAGAGAUAGAAUUCCUUUCCUAUUCUAAUGGGAUGAACACUAUCAGUGAGGAAGAUUUUGCACAUAUUCUUUUGAGAUAUACCAAUGUGGAAAAUACAUCAAGUUACUUGGAAAACAUGCGCUGCAGUAUUCCUGAAGAAAAGGGUAUCACAUUCGAUGAGUUUAGAUCAUUUUUCCAGUUCUUGAACAACCUAGAAGACUUUACAAUUGCAAUGCAAAUGUAUAAUUUUGCAAGUCGUUCCAUAGGUCAAGAUGAAUUCAAGCGUGCUGUUUAUGUAGCCACAGGUGUAAAGCUAUCACCACAUUUGGUGAACACAGUAUUCAAGAUUUUUGACGUCGACAGAGAUGACCAAUUGAGUUACAAAGAAUUUAUCGGCAUUAUGAAAGAUAGACUUAAUCGAGGGUUUAGGGGCUACAAACCUAUACAGAGGUAUACUACUUUCAAAUCCUGCGUGAGGAAGGAACUCUAUAGCAGAUAAAUCACGGAGAGUCCCAGGUAUGGUUGGAAGGAAUAUUACUCUUGUGUGAUGACUGUAACCAGUGAACAUCUCAGAGAUCUGUGGAAACAAUUUCGGAGACGAGAUAUGCUGAGAUAAAGAAAGCAGGAUUAUGGGCCCUGGUUAAAACUGUAUUUAUUCCUAUAAACUCUGGUUGAAGAACAGGCUAACCCAGGUGAUUUAUGAAUCUUUCAGUUGCAGUAGAAAACACAAGACUGCUUUUUCACUAAAAGUCUAGAAUUCAUACAACAACUUUUCAGUAUGUAUUUCAUUUAAAUGAGCUGUAGUCUGAUUGGCACAAGUCCUUUUUAUAAGAAUGCAUUUUGAAUAUCUGUUGUUUUUCUGAGAUAUGUUUCUCACAUAAAGGAAAACAAAAAUAAGUAUUACACCUGACUAAGCAAACAUUUUGGCAAUGGAGAGAAGCUGCCUGUAUCAACUUAGACUGUGAACUUGCUUUCAGAAGAAUACCAUUAAAUGUUUGUACUAAAUUGGGAAUUAGAAUGUCUCAUGUAGCAAAUUGCAUAUGAAUUGAAUGUACAAAUUACUCUUAGAAGUUAACAAAGCUGUUAUGGUAAGAUUAUGGAUUAUAAUGUGAAAGAUAGGUAUUUACCUAAGAGAGGUACUGUAUGAACUAUAAUGUUCAGAUUUUCUAAGUCUUAUUAUUGUCUUUAUUAAUUUAAUCCUCUAAAAAUUGUACUGAUUUUAAGAUGUCUUAUGAGUACUAUGUUGAAGGGAAGUAAAAAUAUUCAAAUUCCUGUUAAGUAACACACUUUAUAGUAUUUAUUACAGACCUUAUUUCCAUGUGUAUAUUCACUUAUAUACUUUUGGUAGAGUAAAAUUGUGUUUCUUGUGAAUAGUGCACUUUUAUAUGAAGAUGUGGCACUGAGUAGAAAUUAUCGUUGUCUGAUUCACUACUCUGGAAUGCAGCAUCUGAAAAAUAAACAACUCGUGUUUGCAUCAAAUGAAAAAGCAAAACAAGAUAUGAAUGCAUGCAGCAGCACGGAGCAACAUGUACUAAUAUUUAAAUAUUUCAAUUCAAAUACUAGACAUAAAUUAGGCCUUACUAAGGUGAUGAGACUUCAGGCAGUCAGUAGCCGCCAUGACCUUUCGUGUCCUGUAUGUUUAGAUAAUACUGAAACAGUCAUAAGAACGUUGUUACGCUUGUGUUUUCCUCUUAAUUUUUUUCUUUGCUAUUCUGCAGCAGUGUUUUUUUCUUACUCCCUUUCAAGGUGACUAUUAUAUGUUGUGUGUUAGAUCUCAAGAAACACAAACACAAUUUUUAUAUCAUUAUUGAAGAGGUGGGCUGGAUGUUAAAUACGUCUGCAUUUGCAUAGGAACAAUAUAUGCCUUCAAGUAUUUCAAACUGAAUACACUGUAGUGAACUUGCUUUGGCAAAGGGGUUAGACUAAAUGAUCUCCUGAGAUCCCUUCCAACCCCUACAAAUAUGUGGUUGUGUGAAAUCUUCUAUUACUCCAAAUGAUUAUAAGCAAGCUUUUUAAAAUUAUAUUCAGUGCACAUUGUUCAAAUAUCAUCUUACAUCACGUGCAAAUAGAAGACUAUAUAGCAUCUGUGUAAGUACAGCUGUGUUCAGAAAUAAUUGUAACAAUUAUCUGUUUAAAAAACAAAACAAAAUGAAAAGCAGGAUGUUUUUUGAGAAAUUACCCUCUAGAAAGUUAAAACAAAACAAACAAACAAAAAAAAAGAGCUAAUUAGAAUGUCUUUUUAAAUGUAGCUUUAAGGAAAAGUGAGUUCAGAAAGCUUUUGAAGAACGCUAUUUUAAUUUACAUUUCACAAUAAAUACCAAAUUUCCACCCUGACCUCCUUAAACUACUGACAGCAUGAAAAGAAACAGAA